UGUCAUCCCGCACCCUAAUCUUAUAUAAGUGAUUAUUUGAUUCAUAAACCAAAAAAAAUUGUUCGCCUAGCCUUUUUAACAGGUUUCCCUGUUGCUUAGAUGACGUGGCUCCGGUUAAAAUCUGACGUGGAAAUAAAAGACGAAGACGAAGACGACUGCCUGGGUUUUCCGUUUCCUCCGUCGGCGACGACCCAAUUUCAGUUUCAGUUUCCAUUCCCUCCGUCGAAGCCACACUCUCCAAGAUGUCAUCUUCCUCAACUUCAUCACGGGUUAAAGUAAACAUGGAGUAUGAGCCUAGUGUUUAUUGUAAUUGUGGAUUGAAAGCUCCAAUGUGCACAAGUAGAGAAUCGGGAAAGAAAUUCUUUGGGUGUCAAAGAUGGAAGGAUGGCAAUGGUUGUGGCUUCUUCCUUUGGAAUGAUCAUAGUGCAAGGAGGAUUGAAGGUGAGCAUGAAGAUCUAAAGAAGAUGGUGGUAUCUUUGAGGAAUGAAAUCGAAGUUGUUAAAGAAUUAAUUGUAAAUGAGUAUUGUGGUAUGAAAAAAGAAAAGGAAGUGUUGAGGAUCAAGUGUGUUGUUCUCCUAAUUGUAAUUGUGGUGCUUCUAGCAAAACUUUGUAGUUAGAAAUUGUAAU
Molecule: messenger RNA, 627 nt
Organism: Ipomoea nil (Japanese morning glory)
Lineage: Eukaryota; Viridiplantae; Streptophyta; Magnoliopsida; Solanales; Convolvulaceae
Exons: 3
Coding region: 243-617 (124 amino acids)
Molecular function (GO): zinc ion binding
Source: RefSeq, a predicted model, not a curated record